Messenger RNA from Cuscuta epithymum, 1239 nucleotides. The record is from the annotation of a GenBank genome assembly. Lineage: Eukaryota; Viridiplantae; Streptophyta; Magnoliopsida; Solanales; Convolvulaceae.
CGCAAAUAAUAAAAUAUGAGAAUAUCGGGUACAAUCUCUAAAUAUGAAUCCUCUGAUUCUUCAAUUGCAAUUUGAUAUGAAUAUAAUUAAAGAAUUUAAUUUAAAAUUAAAUCUCUAAUUCUUCAAAAACUCGAACGUUCUUCGAUUCUUCGAAUCUUCGUUCUUGAGAUCUUCAAAUCUUCGAACUUCGUUCCUCAGAUCUUCAAAUCUUCUUGAAUGCAAAAUUCAAUAUUGAAGGGCCUCCGGUUUCAAGUAGCUUGAUCUUCAACAAAAGGGCCUUAUGUGGCUUGAUCUUCUGUUAAAGGGCUUCCCGGGAUAUAUGGCUUGAUCUUCAAUUGAAUAUUGAUUCAAUCUUCAUAUGAAUAUCUUCAAAUCUUCAAAGAUUCGUUCUUCAUAUCUUCGAAUCUUCAAAGCUUCGUUCUUCAGAUCUUCAAAUCUUCAAGCUUCGUUCUUCAGAUCUUCGAACGUUCUUCAACUUUUGGCUUUGUUUGAUCAAGAAUCGAUGAAAUCACAAAGGAUUAUUCAUAUAUUCUUGACAAAAACGUGGCUUGAUCUCUUCCUCUUCUUCGGAAUCCUUCAGAGCCUUUCGGGAGUUCUUCAGAGCUUUGCUGCAGCGUUUCUUCGUCUGGAAGUUCUCUCCCUUUUUCUCUCAAAUGAGACCCCUAUUUAUAGGUGUGAGGAGGUGAAAAUAUGGCCUAGGGUUGCUGAAAUUCGUCCAUACCUCAUGGGCCAUAAUUAAAAUGGGCUUUGGCUCUAUUUGCUUGCAUUUUAAUAGCUAGAAAAAUCAGCACUUGUGUAACGUAUCUGGACAGCUUUCUUAACAAGGUUCGGAGCUAUUUCUCAUGCAUAUGGACAUAUUUUUUAACCAGAUUCGUCUUCUUUAUCAAUCGGAUCAUGCUUCUUAUGUAUUGAGCCAAUAUUUGAUGACGGGCUCAAAAUAGAGAAAUUAAAAGGACUGGACCAUUCUUUUAGGGAAUUAAUUUAUAAUUAAAUUAACUGGAUAUUUUAAAUAAUCCAGAUUAAUUUAAUUAUUAAACUUUAUCCGAAUGGACCCAUAUUAUUUUUAUAGAGCCCAACAACCACUACGAGCAGUCCAUUCGAAUUUGACGAUGGCCCAAUAUCACUUGAAAGAGGCCCAAUAAGAUACAUAAUAGCCCGGUAGCAUUUAAAUUAGUUUAAUAAUAUUUUGGACUAUCAUAGAAUAUUAAGUCCAAAAUAUUAAAUAAUUUUCGAUAUCCA